UAAACCCAGACAAAGGAAAGAACCCAGGCUUUUGUGUCUAUAAUAGGGACCCACACCAACAAAACAGACAGAGAAAGCAGGGAUAGGCCUCAUAUACUGACUCAGGAUCCGUCUUUGUCCUGCAUGAACCUCAGUUUUCGACCAGCAAGCAGGCUUGAGUUUUAAGGAUCCUUCGAGACCUUGUGUAUCUAAGACCAUCGAGGUUGUGCCCUCUACAGAUCUUCUACAAUACUCUCUCAUGAGGCCCCAAGUGGCCUGUGUCUUGGGGCACUGGGUAACUCUUCAAUCGCAGAAUCCAGCCCAAACAUAUAAGAAUUGUGACACACCUCUCCACCCCAUCCCCUCAUGCCAUGCCAUCCAGCUCUACGGGGUAGUGGGCAAGAAAACCAAAAAAACUAGACUCAAACCCAGAGUCUGCACUGGUCCCCUGAGUGGUUGUCUUUCUCACUUCUCUCCCCACUUCCCAGUCUUGCAGAAGACAGGAGGGAGGGUAGGAUGUUAAUUGAAAGAGGAAGGAGAGGUGUGUUUAUCAACUGAAGUGGGGCCCCAGCCUAGCAAAUAGGUUUUUUACUUUGGAGCUCAAAAAAGGCAGAGACUAGGGCUGGGGAGAUGGUUCCAUGUUUAAGAGCACUGGCUGCUCUUCCAGAGGACCUGUGUUCAAUUCCCAGCACCCACAUGGCAAUCUCCAUCAUGUGGAACACCUCGGAUGCCAACUUCUCCUGUUACCAUGAGUCCGUGUUGGGCUAUCGGUACUUUGCCGUUAUCUGGGGCGUGGUAGUAGCUGUGACAGGCACCGUGGGCAAUGUGCUCACCCUGCUGGCAUUGGCCAUCCGUCCUCAGCUCCGAACUCGCUUCAACCUGCUCAUUGCCAACCUCACCCUGGCUGAUCUACUCUACUGCACGCUCCUGCAGCCUUUCUCCGUGGACACAUACCUCCACCUCCAUUGGCGCACAGGUGCCAUCUUCUGCAGAAUAUUCGGGCUCCUCCUCUUUACUUCCAAUUCUGUCUCCAUUCUCACCCUCUGUCUCAUUGCUCUAGGACGCUACCUCCUCAUUGCCCACCCUAAGCUCUUUCCCCAGGUUUUCAGUGCCAAGGGGAUCGUGCUGGCACUGGUGGGCAGUUGGAUCGUGGGGGUGGCAAGCUUUGCCCCACUCUGGCACGUGUUUGUCCUGGUGCCAGUGGUCUGCACCUGCAGCUUUGAUCGCAUUCGAGGCCGGCCUUACACCACCAUCCUCAUGGGCAUCUUCUUUGUGCUUGGGCUCAGCAGUGUGGGCGUCUUCUACUGCCUGAUCCACCGCCAAGUGAAGCGUGCGGCUCGAGCGCUAGACCAAUACCGGCUGCAGCGAGCCGGCAUCCGCUCUCACCAGGUGGCUGGGACAAAUGAGGCCAUGCCUGGCCACUUCCAGGAGCUAGACAGCGGGCUUGCCUCAAGAGGACCCAGUGAGGGGAUUUCAUCUGAGCCAGUCAGUGCUGCGACUACUCAGACCCUGGAAGGUGACUCGUCAGAAGCGGGGGGCCAGGGCACCAGAAAGGCAGCCCAGCACAUUGCAGAGACAGGCCUUUCUGGAGCGAAUCACAGGCCCCAGGAAGCUGCAGGAGCGCGCAGAGCCCCGAAUGCCCCUUCGGAGUUCGGGAAGGUGACGCGCAUGUGCUUUGCAGUGUUCCUAUGCUUCGCCCUCAGCUACAUCCCCUUCCUGCUGCUCAACAUUUUGGACGCCAGGGGCCGCGCUCCGCGGGUAGUGCACAUGGUGGCUGCCAACCUCACCUGGCUCAACAGCUGCAUCAACCCUGUGCUCUACGCAGCCAUGAACCGCCAGUUCCGCCACGCAUAUGGCUUCAUCCUGAAACGCGGGCCACAGAGUUUCCGUCGGUUCCAUUAGAGCUGUCAGUUCACUCCACCAGGGCAGGCCAGCAUCAGGAGUGGCCCACAGAGGGCAGGCCCCGCCUUUCUGUCCUUGGACAUUUUCACAGACGACCUCAGUGGUGUUGGGGUACACUGCUUUCCCAUCCAGAAAUCAAUGUGUCAGCCCUGCGUUAUGCAAGGUCAAUUAUUAAUAAAUGCAUCUCACUCUG
Molecule: messenger RNA, 2074 nt
Organism: Peromyscus eremicus (cactus mouse)
Lineage: Eukaryota; Metazoa; Chordata; Mammalia; Rodentia; Cricetidae
Gene: Gpr84
Product: G protein-coupled receptor 84
Exons: 2
Coding region: 610-1881 (423 amino acids)
Biological process (GO): neuropeptide signaling pathway
Cellular component (GO): membrane
Molecular function (GO): urotensin II receptor activity
Source: RefSeq, a predicted model, not a curated record